Dryobates pubescens (Downy woodpecker) is the source of this 1512-nucleotide messenger RNA. It is a transcript of the gene IRX1, whose product is annotated as iroquois homeobox 1. Gene Ontology annotation, biological process: neuron differentiation; regulation of transcription by RNA polymerase II; cell development. The record is from RefSeq and is a predicted model, not a curated record. NCBI's taxonomy places the organism in Eukaryota, Metazoa, Chordata, Aves, Piciformes, Picidae. The transcript is spliced from 4 exons. The coding region runs from base 68 to 1468 and encodes 466 amino acids. Gene Ontology annotation, molecular function: DNA-binding transcription factor activity, RNA polymerase II-specific; RNA polymerase II cis-regulatory region sequence-specific DNA binding. Gene Ontology annotation, cellular component: nucleus.
UUUUUUAUAUUUCUGCCGCUUCUGCCGCCGCCGCCAGUGCCGCCGCCGCUGUGCCCGUGCCCCGGAGAUGUCCUUCCCCCAGCUGGGCUACCCGCAGUAUCUCAGCGCCAGCCAGGCGGUGUACGGGAGCGACCGGCCCGGGGUGCUGGCCGCAGCUGCCGCAGCUGCCGCCGCCGCCGCUGCCGCCUCGGGCCGGCCGACGGGCGCGGACCUGGGCAGCGGCUCGGCCGCUGUCACCUCAGUGCUGGGCAUGUACGCCAGCCCCUACAGCGCCCCCAACUACAGCGCCUUCCUGCCCUACACCGCCGACCUCGGCCUCUUCUCCCAAAUGGGCUCCCAGUACGAACUGAAAGAUAAUCCGGGUGUCCACCCUGCUACCUUUGCUGCCCACACUGCCCCCGGCUAUUAUCCCUACGGACAAUUCCAGUACGGGGACCCGGGGCGGCCCAAAAACGCCACGCGGGAGAGCACCAGCACUCUCAAGGCCUGGCUCAACGAGCACCGCAAGAACCCCUACCCAACUAAGGGCGAGAAGAUCAUGUUGGCCAUCAUCACCAAGAUGACUCUCACUCAGGUCUCCACCUGGUUCGCCAACGCCCGCCGGCGGCUCAAAAAAGAGAACAAGGUGACCUGGGGUUCCAGGAGUAAGGACCAAGAAGAUGCAAACCUCUUCGGGAGUGACAAUGAGGGGGAUCCCGAGAAGAAUGAAGACGAUGAAGAAAUCGACCUGGAGAGCAUAGACAUAGACAAAAUUGAUGAGAAUGAUGGGGAGCAGAGCAACGAGGAAGAGGAAGAGAAGCUUUUGAGACAAAGCAGCGAAGAGGAACACUUGGAAAAGGAAAAGGAUUUGGCACUGUCAGGUUCUGAAGGGCUGAAACCCAAAGACGCGCUGGCCAUGGUGAAGGAGGUCUCUGACAACAGCACGCGAAUUAUCAGUCCCGGGGGACAGAACAAUUUACAGAUGCCAUCUCACAGCAAACCCAAGAUUUGGUCUUUGGCAGAGACAGCAACUAGUCCCGAUGGUGCCCUGAAAUCUUCUCCCCCUCCACCCCCUCCUCCCCAGGUGAACCACACUUCACAAAUCCAGCACCCUGCCUUUCUCCCUAGCCAUGGACUCUACACAUGCCAGAUUGGUAAAUUUCACAACUGGACAAAUGGGGCUUUCCUCACUCAGAGUUCCCUGCUAAAUGUGAGGUCCUUUUUGGGAGUAAAUCACCACCACGCUGCUCAUCACAAUCACCACCUCCAGGCCCAGCAGCAACCUUCUGUUUUAACAGCGGCCCUGGGAGCCCUAAGCAGUGAAAAGCCUUCAGAGAGGACCAGUCCCAAACACAUAGAAAGAGAAAACGUACCAAGAACUGAAUCCCCACCUCAGCAGCUAAAAUCGCCCUUCCAGCCUGUCCGUGACAAUUCUUUGGCUCAGCAAGAGGGAACACCGAGAAUUUUAACAGCUCUCCCUUCCGCUUGAUUAAAUGGUUUGGUGACAAAAUAUUACAGAGACUGGUAUUAAGG